AUGAACAACAUUACUCGUGACCCCAAGCACCGCCGCCCCAAACCCUUCUCCCUCUCAGAUCGUCCAUCUCCUCUCUCGCUCUUGACCCCAAGCACCGCCGCCCCAAACCCUUCUCCCUCUCCCUCUCUUGCUCAUGAUCCCAAGCACCGCCGCCCCAAAACUCCGAUUCCGAAAUUGUAUUGUCAACGAAAGUCGAGAAAGAGAUGGGAGAAAUGCAGAGUGCAUUUGGGUGGGCAGCAAGAGAUCCAACUGGAGUUCUCUCUCCCUUCUCCUUCUCACACAGUGGUUUUUGACUAUCCUCUUAUUUACAUCAUUCCAAUAGAAAUUGAAGAUGGUUGCCCCCAUGUUGUUGAUGAACAAAUCUUUCAGUUAGAUAUCUUAGUUGUGCCAAUUAUUGAUGAGCACUUAAAACCAAAAAUAGGAAUGACUUUUAGCAAUUUAGAAGAUGCUGAAAAAUUCUACAGAAAUUACGGAAAGGCCGGAGGUUUUGAUAUCCGUAAUAGGACAACAAAUUAUGGGAAGGAUAGAGAGUUAAUAUGCAAAAGUUAUAUUUGUUCGAAAGAAGGAGUGUUAAAGAGCAAAUCGUUGGAAAUUCGACGAUGUGGUACAAUUAGAACAAAUUGUAAGGCCUUGAUUCGCUUGAAAUUAGACAAAAACAUUGGCAUAUGGAGUGUCUAUAAGUUUGUGGAAGAACAUAAUCAUACAAUUACUUCACCGAGUAGAACAUAUUUUCUAAGGGGAAACCGUGAGGUAACAAGUGCGAAGAAGACAUUGAUAAAGCAGUUUGGAGAGGUGAACAUUCCAACAAACAAGCAAAUGGCCUUCUUUAAAAACUCUAGUGGAGGUUUUCAUAGAAUUGGAUGCAUUGAGACCGUUGUGAGAAAUUAUGAAAGAGAUUUGAGAGAGGAGAGGCACGGUCAUGAUGCACAAAUGAUAUUGGAUCAUUUCAAGUUAGAACAAGAGAAGAAUUCUUUAUUUUAUUAUGUUUAUGAAGUUGAUGAAGAGAAGCGCUUAACUUAUUGUUUUUGGGAGGAUGGCAUUCUUCGAAUGAAUUAUCAAUACUUUGGCGAUGUUGUCUCCUUCGAUGCCACGCAUAACACAAAUCAAUAUGGCUUGGUAUUUGUGCCGUUUGUAGGCAUAAAUCACUAUUGGCAAAGUGUUUUUUUAAGAUGUGGUUUGAUCCCAAACGAAGAGGCGAAGUCUUACAUAUGGUUGUUUAACAAAUGGAUUGAAGCAAUGGGUCAUCCUCCUUCGGACAUGAUUACAGAUCAAUGUCUUGGCAUAUGCAAGACAAUUGAAACAGUUUUCCCAGAAUUCGGCAUAGGUUUUUCAUUUGGCAUAUCAUAG
This is a messenger RNA of Asparagus officinalis (garden asparagus), 1347 nucleotides long. RefSeq names its product protein FAR1-RELATED SEQUENCE 5-like. The record is from RefSeq and is a predicted model, not a curated record. Bases 1 to 1347 code for a protein of 448 amino acids. The transcript has 2 exons. Lineage: Eukaryota; Viridiplantae; Streptophyta; Magnoliopsida; Asparagales; Asparagaceae.